CGUAGCGGGUAGAGCGACACCACGUGUUCAAGGAGAUGCGUGCUGCUAGCGCAAGUUUACAGAAUAAAGAAGGGAAAAGCCGGGACUUCGUAACGUCUUACAACUAUCAUUGUGAGAUUUAUAACGUUUGUCCUCAUCGAACAAUUCUUUCAAGCGUCAAAGGCCAGGUGUUGGACUUGGAAACUGAUAGGCUAAAAAUUGAAGAUUGGCCACCAUUUUGCAAAGCUUUAGGUUUUAAUAGAAAUUUAAAGUGGAUAUCCCUUAAAAGUAACUACUUCAAAAACCAUCCAGAAUUUAGAGGAGAUUCAGUUAAAUUUCAACUUCUUCAGUCAGCAAAUAAACUGAUCAAAUUGCCUGCUGUUCUGAGGGUGUCAGUUCUCGACAGUCUCUGUCAGAGUUUAGUGAAAUGUUUAAAUCAGAUUGAAGAACUAGUUGGGUUGGAACUGGUAGGACUUCCACUUGCUGAUCAACAAAUAACUGAUUUAACUAAGGCUUUCCAAAGUGCUGGUUGUCUUCGACAUAUCUCUUUAUCACACUGCACUGUUGGAAAAGGGGGAAUAGAAGCUAUCUGUAAAGCUCUAAGAAACACUUUGUCUGUGAGCCUAAGUAGUUGUGGGAUAACAGUGCAAGGUGCUGUCUGUAUAGCCUCUGUUUUAAAGUUUCAGUCAAUCAAACGCUACAGUGAAGCAUGGCAGGAGAGUCUUCGGUACAGGUGUCCAAAUUUGGAUAGGCUUUCUGGCCUCAGAAGGAUCACACUGAACAACAACCCAGAUAUUGCAGAUGAUGGAGCAGUAGCCUUGGCUAAUGUUCUUCAAGAAGAUCUCUGGUUGAAAGCCUUGGACCUGCAGAACUGUGGGAUUGGUGUUAAAGGUGCUGAAGCUUUUCUGGCCACCUUAGAUGUCAACGUAGCUCUGGAAAUUCUUGAUCUCAGGGGAAACUCCAAGAUAGGAGGACAGUUAAUACAAAAAAUCUUGGAGAAGCUCAAAAGAAAUAAUGAAGGAAAGCUGUGUGAG
Messenger RNA from Limulus polyphemus (Atlantic horseshoe crab), 1013 nucleotides. RefSeq names its product centrosomal protein of 78 kDa-like. Gene Ontology annotation, molecular function: protein binding. The annotation marks the transcript as partial. The record is from RefSeq and is a predicted model, not a curated record. Gene Ontology annotation, cellular component: centrosome. The transcript is spliced from 8 exons. NCBI's taxonomy places the organism in Eukaryota, Metazoa, Arthropoda, Merostomata, Xiphosura, Limulidae.